Messenger RNA from Saccoglossus kowalevskii, 769 nucleotides. RefSeq lists its product as uncharacterized. Lineage: Eukaryota; Metazoa; Hemichordata; Enteropneusta; Harrimaniidae. The record is from RefSeq and is a predicted model, not a curated record.
AUGGAUUUACUUUUCAAGGGUCAGUACUCAAUGGAUUUACUUUUCAAGGGUCAGUACUCAAUGGAUUUACUUUUCAAGGGUCAGUACUCAAUGGACUUACUUUUCAAGGGUCAGUACUCAAUGGACUUACUUUUCAAGGGUCAGUACUCAAUGGACUUAUUUUUCAAGGGUCAGUACUCAAUGGACUUACUUUUCAAGGGUCAGUACUCAAUGGACUUACUUUUCAAGGGUCAGUACUCAAUGGACUUACUUUUCAAGGGUCAGUACUCAAUGGACUUAUUUUUCAAGAGUCAGUACUCAAUGGACUUACUUUUCAAGGGUCAGUACUCAAUGGAUUUACUUUUCAAGAGUCAGUACUCAAUGGACUUACUUUUCAAGGGUCAGUACUCAAUGGACUUACUGUUCAAGGGUCAGUACUCAAUGGACUUACUUUUCAAGGGUCAGUACUCAAUGGACUUAUUUUUCAAGAGUCAGUACUCAAUGGACUUACUUUUCAAGGGUCAGUACUCAAUGGAUUUACUUUUCAAGAGUCAGUACUCAAUGGAUUUACCUUUCAAUGGUCAGUACUCAAUGGAUUUACCUUUCAAUGGUCAGUACUCAAUGGAUUUACCUUUCAAUGGUCAGUACUCAAUGGAUUUACUUUUCAAGGCUCAGUACUCAAUGGACUUACUUUUCAAGGGUCAGUACUCAAUGGACUUACUUUUCAAGGGUCAGUACUCAACAGACUUACUUUUCAAGGGUCAGAACUCAAUGGAUUUACUUUUCAAGA